CCCUGUUUGUUGCUGUGCUAAAGAUGGCGUCUGUGCUAUGCCAAGAUUAUGGCGUUUGCUUGAUUAUAUAAAUUUCGAAUGGAGGAAGGCUGAGUAGAUAAAAAUACGAUCUUACGGUUAGGAAAAGUAUUAGAUACACAUAUAUGAUGAAAGAUUGAAGUCAUAUAUCCAGUUAAACAUAGAACAGACGUACUUUUUUCGCAGGCCCGACGUAAUUCCGAAAGCGAGCGAGGGGUUAAAAACUACAACUCCCAGGAACUCUCCAUAGAGGCGUUGCCAGGUUGUAGCUAUCCUGUUUGUAAUGAUGGUGAGUGUAGUUUUUCUUCUGCAGGUUAGUGCCUUCUUCACAUGAGCUGAAAAUAGUUAUUUGUAUUUGUUAAGAAGGAAAACCAAGAUAUAAUUUAAAAAAUAUUUGAUGGAAGUCUGAAUGUUCUCUGGGUAUCCACAUAUUUCCAAAUACCCACAUAUCUUGCUCAGGCCACCCCUGUCAUAUACUAAGUGUGGUGGGGCAGUGUUGUCAUGGCCACACAUGGCCAUUUAAAAAACUCUAAAAUUAGUAUCAAAGAUGGGCAGUCAGCCCUCCCAGAGUCUUCUUUGACAUGGUGCAUUUCCCAGUUGUCCAAAGUGUCACUUGCAGCCAACAAUCAGAUCAGUGGCACCCAACAGACAGAGCUGAAACAUUGUGAUGGUAGGGACAAGACCAAUGACAAUCAGAAGAAGCUUCAGGCCAGCCAGUGGCGAGCUCUCGUGGCUAUCCGGACACAGCACAUCAAAGGGGGCAACAGCAGGAUAAGCCGGUACAGAGUUCAGGGGGGUUUGCCGCCACUUCUCAGCGUCCUAAGAAGAUCUGACACAUCGAGGAAAACCCUGGACCUGGCCCUCAGCAUUCUGGCCAACUGCUGCACGGAGAGAGAUGCAAGGAGAGAGGUCAGAAAACUAGAAGGAGUGUCUGUGCUAGUGGACAUCAUGAAGAAACAUGUGUCUGUGGAGACCUUGAGGAAUCGAGCUGCUCGGGCAUUAGGCAACCUUGCUAUGGAUCCCGAGGGUUCAGCUUUGGUUCAUUCUGCUGGCGGAAUACCUCCACUUCUCCUCUGCCUGUCUCUGUCACCUCCACCCUCCUCCCCCUCCCCCUCCUCUUCCUCACCCUCACCCUCACCCUCCUCUCCCAACCCCUCCUCCCCUUCUCCGCCCGCCCUGCCAUCCCCUGCCAAGCUGGAGUGUGCCCAGUCGGCCGCCCGUGCCCUCCUCUACUUGGCAGACACCCCCGCCCACCGCCUCUCGCUGCUCUCCCACGGAGCUCUGCAAGGGCUGGCUCCACUCCUGUCUCCAGAGCUGCCGCUGGGCCUGCGACGGGCCUCUCUGCGCGCCCUCCACGACCUCACCCGGGGCUGCACUGCGGAGUGCGCCCGGGAGAUGUCGCGGUCGGGGGCGCUGGCUCAUCUAGGGGUCCUUAUUGCGGCUUCAAAGGAGAGGGAGGGGGAAGAGGAGGAGGAGAAGGAAGAGGAGGAGGAGGAGGAAGAGGAGGAUACCAAGGCCCUUGAAGAGCUGACGCUGAAGACCUUGGCCAACCUGUGCACUCAGGGCUGCCUCAGGCCGCUCGUGGGCUCCCUUGGGGCCGUUCAGAAGUUCACCGAGGAGGUGAAGAGGGACCCGGGAGUACCCAGGACGGCCAUCUUUCUCAGGGCUCUGUGCUUGUGCUGCAAGGAAGCGGUGAAUCGGGUCAAAGUCAAGGAGAGCGGCGGACUGGAGGUCCUGAUUGGCUUCCUGGCCGCCCAUCAAAACCAUCCCCUCACGCGAUUGGCCAUCCUGGCCUGUGUAGAUUUUGUCUAUGACGAGUCGGCAUUGGAGCACCUGCAGGAUCUGGGGCUGAUUCCACUUCUGGUGGCGCGACUGGUGGAGCACGCUAAAGGGGAGGAGACUGUGACUAAGGCAGAGCUCAGCCCCUCCGCAGCCAGUGACCUGAUGUCUCCAGCAGGCUACGAGUCCUUUGACUUUCCGCACCCUGAUGGGAACAGGAAGGAUGAUGUUGGAAAGGAACAAGGGGCUGGGUCGUCCAGUUUUCUAAGCUUGAAGUCCUGGCUGGUGUCGGAGGGUUUGAUAUCUUCUGAGGGAGACCUUCUGGAGUCUUCCGCCGGUGUGGAGAGCGACUGUGGUAGUUCCCACGCCUCGUCCCCCUCCGUGGCGUCCUCCUCACCCACUCUCUCAGUCCUAGAUGCAGCCUCCUCGUUUGCCACGUGUCCGUCGCCAAACUCAGCAGUCGCUCAGCCCAACACUGUGGCCUCAUCCAGGCUGGCCCCUCUGUCCCCUCUGAGCCAGCUCGCUCCACAUUCCACACAGAGAAACAUGCCCACGUCUCCCUCCGCCCCCCAAAGCCCACCCCUGUGCAUUGUUCCCAAACCCACCAGCCCUUCCAAGAUCUGCUCGCCACCCAAGAAAAGACCCAGAGUGUCCUCCUCUUCAUCUUCCUCCUCUGGUUAUUCCACAUCAUCCUCCUCUCUUUCCACCCUCUCCUCCUCCUCCACCACCUCCUCCUGCUCCAGCAUGGUGUCUCUGGAGGCCCCGCCGGUGAUGUCCAAGACCCCCGUCUACCAGCACCCCUACCACCCGGAGCCGUGGGCCCCCGAGUCGCCCGUGCUGCUGCUGCUGUCGCGCUUCUCGCACGCUUCUGACCCCAGCGCGGCGCUGGUGAAUGCGGGCGUGCUCUCGGGCCUGCUCUACUACCUGACGCAGCACCGGGACCCCAGCGGACGCUGCUUCCGCAUGCUCAGCCGCCUCAGCUGCAACCCCAACUGCCUGCAGGCGCUGCUGCGGACCGGGGCCGUGGCCCUCAUACGCCACGACCUGUGUCUGCGCAGCGCCAGCGGCGGAGUCGCAGCCAGGCGCGGAAAGGACAGGCAGACUGACCGUGUGAAGGCCAAAGUCAGGAGGCUAGGUCUUGGCUUGCUGAGUAACUUGCGAGUUCAGUGCGAAGCGGGCUUUGGCACCGGGGUGCUGUCCCAUAUCAUGCUGUCUGGUGUUGAAGUGGACCGAAUGUUCUGUGCUCUCUCAUUACCUCUUAUUUGCAGUAACAAAGUCCUGUUGAAGAAGCUCUUGCUUGACAACGGCGGCCUGGUGCAUGCUCUGGAUCCCCUCCUCUGUACCGACGACGGUAAGGAGGAAGACAACAGCAGCCGUGCGGAGAAGUGCCACAACUUCCUGUCCAGUUGGCUCUGCCCUCCGCAACAGGAAGUGACAUCAUCCAGACUCCACUCCCUCUACACCUCUCUCCUCAUUGGCUGCCUCUCCAGUCUGCUGGCUCACGGCAAGACGGAGCUGGACCAGAAGAGAGUCAGCAGCGCGGAGCCACCACCCCAGCCCAUGACAGAUACCGCCGCGUGUUCCACCGCUAGCAUCGUAGCUCCUGCUAAGGACACGGGAAGUGAUGCGCCCCCAUCGCCAAAGAAGCCGUGCCGGUCCGCCAGCAGCUGCUCGUACACCGACGCCACCCACGACAUCUUCCUCCGUCUGGACGACGGCAGCCAGGUCCCUGCCUGCAGGGCAGCUCUGGAGGGUGGGGAGGAGGAGUCGGGGGACGGGGGGUCCGAGUACUUCCGAGCUCUGCUGACUGGAGGGUUCGGAGAGGCUCAGCGCUGCCAAGACGGCCAGGCCAUUCCCAUCAGGGACGUGCACUACGGCGUGCUGUUGCCCGUGCUGCAUUACCUGCAUGGCUGCCGCGUGGACGCCGGAGACAACGGGGCAGAGCUGAAGACACAGGGCACAUCGGAGGAAGAUGCUACUGCUGCUGCUGCCGCACCAGCACGCUGUAGCUUUUUGGAGUCUCUGUUCAAGCCAAAGGGCUGGGUCACUACUUCAGACUUCCAGAAGAGCGCUCUGUCGGAGGGGAUGGUGGGUGCGUGCCGCUUCUUGGUGACCGGUUUGCAGAGAGAUGCAGAGCACAUGUGCGUGGCCUUGCUCCGCUCCUGCGCGGCCUUGAUCAACUCUUCAGCAGCAGCAGCAGCAGCAGCAUCCUUACCUCAGAGGUUGCCCAAGUCUUCUGUUUUACCCGACGACGGCAGCAGCAGGAAGACAGUGAAACGGGACGGUGUGCCCAGGCCGCUGCAGCAGCCCAGCAAGGUGCUAAAGACUCCUUUGGCGUCAGGACCAAAGUCAACCUCCAAGACCACCAAACCCCAGGACCCUAAGGUCGCGAGCAGCAAAGAUGGCGAGCAGCAGCAGCUGCUUCGCCAAACACCCCUAAAGUCGUCGUCCUCGCAGGAUAUCCCAAGGGUAUCUGCAGACGAGGCAUCGGAGGAACGCUGUUCGUCACUGGCCCGUCUGCUACCACAGAUGUACUGGUUCUCCCAGCGCUACAACUACCCCAGGCUGGGUAAAGCGUGUCUGGCCGUCUUGCUGCGUCCACAGGGGCACGGGGCAUGUCGCGGAUCACUAGCUUCCUGUCUUCCACCGGCCCAGGCCGCCGAAUGCCUGCUACAGCUGUCCAAGGAUGCAGACAGUCGGGAAGACUUGAAACAGGACCUGCUGCAGCUAGCAGCCACAGCACUUAGUUAAAAGGGAUGAAAUGGGAUGGAAGUUCAUCUGUUAGCUGCAGGACACCACAAGAUGGGAGUUAAGAGAAAUUAAAGGUUCUGAUUUUUCUUUUCUCGCCCUCCGUCAUUGACCCAUUUGUUGUUGUUAUUGUAUUAUCUCGGUGUCAUUCCUAAAAAAAUCAUUGCCACGAUGGAAUAUCUUUGUUUACCUUUUUUUUCUUGCCAAUUCCACAAUGAUUUAUUUAGUUUGUGUUUUUCCUGCAUUUUUGUCAUCAGCUUUUAAUUUUGGCCAGAGCAUCUUUCUGAUCUUCCUAGUGUCAACAGCCCAUUGUUAUAUACUAUACUGUCGAUGUGGCCAUAUAAGCUAAGGUGCUCUCUUUGGCCACCGUUUGAUUUUGAAAAGGCAUUGGUCUGAACUGAUAUGUGUCGAUAUGUUUUCCUAAAAACAAAACAAAAAAUCAGUUCAACAGGAUUGCCUUUGUACUUGCUUUUUAAUUUUGUACUCAUUUUGUAAGUAUUUUUUGUAAAUAUGUAAAAGAGGUGUCAAGAUUAUGCCAAGUUAAUAUGUUUUGGCCAAGUGAGCCAAAUUGAGUAAUUGAUGUCUGCUGAAUUAGCUCUCCUCUGUCACAUGCAGAUUAGUUUCGUUCUUCGGUGUCAUACAUGGUUGCCAUAGAUUGCCCGAUCCCUUACCCCAACAAGCACAUAGAUGAUCUGUCCACCAGCCUCUCUCUUAAAUCCUGCUAGAAAUGUACAUACUGUAUAGAAGAGACCUUAUAGAGAUGUAUAGUGUAUAAUGAGAUGUGACAGUGAAAAAUCUGAAUAAACCGCACACAAACAUGCCA
This is a messenger RNA of Engraulis encrasicolus (European anchovy), 5368 nucleotides long. RefSeq names its product armadillo repeat containing 5 (gene armc5). Gene Ontology annotation, cellular component: cytosol. The coding region runs from base 520 to 4548 and encodes 1342 amino acids. Gene Ontology annotation, molecular function: protein binding. The record is from RefSeq and is a predicted model, not a curated record. Gene Ontology annotation, biological process: anatomical structure morphogenesis. NCBI's taxonomy places the organism in Eukaryota, Metazoa, Chordata, Actinopteri, Clupeiformes, Engraulidae. The transcript has 7 exons.